GCAGAGACAACCAGGAACUGAGUCAGUCUGUCCUGGGGAUCCUUCUCCUCACAGCUCCCUGGGGAAGGCUGUGCCAUCCUGGCUGGACUCGGACUCAUGGCUCUGGUCAGAGUCAUGCCACCCCCGGCUCUGAGGCUCCCCCUGCUCCUCUGUGUGCUGCUGCUGCCGCUGGAGGCCCAGGGAGGGUACCGUGGACGUAAGUGGGCCCCAGCGUCCCCGUGGACUCCGGAAGCCGCGGCCUGUAAGCAGUGGCCCAGUGCUGAGCGCUGCAGCCUCCGCUGUUCCUAUUUCCAAAACUGUCAAGUAAACAGCACGUGCUGCUUGACCUUCUGUGGGAGCGUUUGCCUGAGCAUCCUGUGAGCAGGGGCGGGGGGCUUGCUUCCUGCCCCCCAUCCCUCCUCGCAGAGACUGAGUCCCCCGAAGCCUGAGGACCUCUAAUCCCAGCACAAGACCAUCAACCACAGAGCCACCUCCCCAGGUCUGAACCCCUGGUCCCUGUCAAAUAAACUGGAAUGGCACCUGGCCUCUUACUCCCACAGCGAUGUGCACCCAGAACCCCAGGCGACCGGCAGCACCCCGCCUCCCCUGGCCCAGGGCUCCACUCUCCUCCUGGUCGUGCUCUCUGCUCUGUCCCUUUGCCACA
Messenger RNA from Marmota monax (woodchuck), 643 nucleotides. It is a transcript of the gene Wfdc10b, whose product is annotated as WAP four-disulfide core domain 10B. The transcript is spliced from 2 exons. Lineage: Eukaryota; Metazoa; Chordata; Mammalia; Rodentia; Sciuridae. The record is from RefSeq and is a predicted model, not a curated record. Bases 97 to 360 code for a protein of 87 amino acids.